AUGUCGAGUUCAAUCAGUAGCGAUUCUAAUGCGACAACGGGGUCGCCCGUGUCCUCAAAUGGUUCAAGCACUACCCUAGUCAAUGAUAGCUCCUCAGCAAACACAACUAGUAACUCGACACAUGACACAAAAGAUGUGGAUGCUCUUGACUCGUCCAAGAAACCCGAAAGAACUACCAAGGAAAGAGUUGAUUCUGGAAAACCAAAUCAUAAGCCAGAAACUUUAGUUCCAGGUCAGAAUGUUUGGAUUUUCUCUAUGGCUCAAGUCGCCAAAUCCCCUAGCGCUAAAGACGGCAUUCCCACGAAACAUGAGUUUAUUCAGCGUGCCAAAGGCGUUAAUUUCAUAAUUGUGACUGGCACACAGCUGCGACUGCCUCCAAUGACAAUUUACGCAGCAGCUUUGUUUCUUCAUAGAUUCUAUCUUCGACAUUCAUUAAAAAAGUUCCAUAUAUACGAAGUUGGAGCAGCGUGUUUAUUUUUAGCGACCAAGGUCGAGGAGUCUAAUCGUCGUCUGAAAGAUGUGGCCAUCGCAUGUACAAGAGUGGCAUCUAAAGAUAUGAAUAAAGUAGUUGACGAGCAGUCCAAAGACUACUGGAAAUGGCGGGACACGAUUAUUUAUAACGAAGAAUUAGCUCUGGAAGCGUUAUGUUUUGAUUUGACACUAAAAUCUCCUUACGAAAUCUGCACUGAAUUGAUGAUCAAGCAUGAAAUGGAGCUAGUAGAACCUGUACGAAAGGCCGGUCAGCAUUUUAUACACGAUUCGUGUAAAACGGUGCUGGGACUUAUUUACAGUGCCGAAGUUAUCGCUGCCGCUGCAUUCUACUGGGCAGUAAGGUCUACAGGAACCAAGAUUGAUCUAAAGCCAAAGAAUGGCGAAGAGAAUAAACUGCUUGGUGUUAAAAAGCAGCAUGUAUAUGAUGCUGUCAAUAUGAUGGCUGAUUUUUACAGCACAUUACAAGAAACGGUAUUGUCCAGUGAGAGGAAAAACAAGUACACAAGGAUGACCCCCAGUAACAAGCGAAAAGCUUCUGACAGUUCUAGCAGCACCUCGAAAAAGAACAAACCCGACGAGGCUCAGACUGUGCCUGUGUAG
Messenger RNA from Sugiyamaella lignohabitans, 1092 nucleotides. RefSeq names its product cyclin Pch1. The record is from RefSeq and is a predicted model, not a curated record. The transcript has a single exon. Gene Ontology annotation, cellular component: nucleus; cyclin/CDK positive transcription elongation factor complex. Gene Ontology annotation, molecular function: cyclin-dependent protein serine/threonine kinase activator activity. Lineage: Eukaryota; Fungi; Ascomycota; Dipodascomycetes; Dipodascales; Trichomonascaceae. Gene Ontology annotation, biological process: positive regulation of DNA-templated transcription, elongation; regulation of transcription by RNA polymerase II. The coding region runs from base 1 to 1092 and encodes 363 amino acids.